AUGGAGUCACGUUUUCGGGUCAACCACUGGCUGUUUAAGCUCCUAUGCUUGUGUGGCUUUUUGAUAACUGUAGUGUAUAUAACGAAGCAACCAUCUAUUUCAUCCGAUACGAUGAUACGAAACGAUACGAUCAUAUACAAAAUCCAGCGAUUUCGCCAGACUUGGAGAUGGCGUACUUUCGCCAAGUCACAACUGCAGCAGUACUUUGUGAAUACAUCAAAGUGCCAGAUCCGCUACGUGGAUCCCUUCAACGAAGAAGUGAUGGAAAUAUACAACCCGCCAACCCUAGUCACUUGCUCAAAUCAAUCCGAUCUCAUUACAACCAACUACAAUGAAAGGCGGAAGCGCCAUUAUUUGCAUAUCAACGAUGAAGUUGCCCUUAGAUUACUGAACUUCAUCGACAUGGAAUACUACUGUUUUUACAGGGAAAUCGUAUACGGAAGUAAAGCAGAUACCUAUGACAAACUCGGGGAAAAGAUGAACUUUACCAAUGGAUAUGAGGUGCCUCUGCAUGUGGAGGGAAUGAUCGUCGAGUGCCAGACGGUUGAGGAUCCGAUAAAGGUCCUUCAGAAGGAUGCAUUUACGUUCGUCCAACAUCGUCCGAUGUCCAAGGAACUCGAAAAACCGAAAGGCCCCCGAAAGCCAAGUGUCAUAAUGUACGGCAUCGACACUCUUUCCCGGAUUAACCUAAGGCGCACUAUGCCUAAAGUCUUUAAGUUCCUUCAGGGUCCUGGGUGGUAUGAGAUGCAGGGAUACAACAAGGUGGGCGACAAUUCAUUUCCCAAUAUACUCGCCAUUCUCAGUGGAUAUUCGGAAAGUACGGCCAAGCAACAGGUGUGCGAUACUAACAAAGCGGGCUGCUUGGACGAAAUGCCAAUGAUAUGGAAAUACUUCAAGAACGCCAGCUAUUUAACGGGCUAUGCAGAGGAUGAGAGCGACUCGAAUCAUUUUACCUAUUUGAAGCCCGGUUUCUCAAAAAAACCCACGGACUUCUACUUUCGCCCAAUGCUACGGGCUCUGGAGACCGAAUUGGAUGUGUACCGAUUGCCCUACAUGCGAUAUUGUUUGGGCCGUAGAAUUGCGAAUCGUUAUGUUUACGACUAUGGACGCCAGUUUACGAAGCGCUUCGUUCACGAGCGACCCAUUUGGGGUAUGUUCUGGUCGAAUCACUUCAGUCACGAUGAUCCCUUUAUGCCUUCGUCCAUGCAGGAGAAGGUUCUCGGGGAUCUACUCGACUUCCAAGAGGACGGGGACUUGGAGGAAAUGAUUAUGAUAUUCUUUGCCGAUCACGGUACCAGAUUUGGUAGGUUAACAGAGCUGCAGGAGGGAUUCCUGGAGGAGCGGCUGCCCAUGAUGUUCAUCCACCUGCCUCCCUGGUUCCGUGAGACGUAUCCUUCUUAUGUGCAGGCACUAGAACUAAAUCAGCACAGGCUCAGUUCCAACUUUGAUCUGCACAAUACACUGAAGCACAUCAUCGAGAUUGGAGGUACCCCAGAUGGCCCGAAACUACCCAAGUCCUUCGACUGCCCCACCUGCCAGUCGCUGUUCCAUCCUCUGCCGGAGGAUCGCACCUGCCCACAGGCGGGCAUCGAGGAGCACUGGUGCACCUGCGAACCCUACAGAAUUAUCACAGGACAGGAGUGGACGACUCCCAUUGCCCAUAGUGUGAUCGAUCGGAUGAACGAAUAUUUCGUGCAGAAGAAGCUCAAUCGCCUUUGCAGCAAUCUGACGCUGAACUAUAUCCACAAGACUGAGAUCAAAUCGAGUAGGUACGCAGAGCGGAAGAAAGUGGAGACCGCCGAAUACCAUAUCAAGUUUAGAGUCAAGCAGAAUAGUGCUGAUUUUCAAGCCACCGUUUUGUAUAAUAAUCGCACUCAAAAAGCAGAAGUGGAUGUUGAGAAAAUCAGCAGAACGAACUCAUACAAGGAUGAUUCUACCUGCAUCAAUGACAAGCUUGCCAAGCUGUAUUGCAUUUGCAAAAGUAAUCUUAAGAAAAAAUCGUAA
This is a messenger RNA of Drosophila takahashii, 2004 nucleotides long. RefSeq lists its product as uncharacterized. Lineage: Eukaryota; Metazoa; Arthropoda; Insecta; Diptera; Drosophilidae. The record is from RefSeq and is a predicted model, not a curated record.